CGCCGCCCCGCUCCCGCCAGCCGCUUGUGCGCUGCCCCCCGGCCCCGGCGAGCCCGGGAGGGAGGCGCGGCUCCGCUCCACACGUGUGCCGGCUCUUACCCACUCCUGCUAUAAGGGCAGGAGAGCGAGUGCCGGGGCUGGCGAGGCGCGGGGCUCGGCGGGGAGCGGCGCAGGAAGGCAGCGGGCCAGGCGGGGCGGCCGCAGCUGCUUCCCGCGCCUGACAGCUGCGGGCACGGCGGGAGCGGCCGCACCUCCCCGGCCCGCCCGGGGCAGGCAGGCAAGGCCAGCCCUCGCCUGACGGCACAUGGCAGCGGAGCGCUCGGCUGCGCCGCAGGUUAGCUAGGGCCGGGCUCUGGCCAGCGCAUCCAGGCUCUCUAGGUCCGCCGAGCUACCGCAGGGAUUAAAAUGCAGCUGGCCGCCUGCUUCUUUUUGGGCUGCGGCAUACUCUUAGCUUCAGGAUACAACUCCUUCAGUAAGAGCAUGGAGACGAUAGGCAAGAAGCAGUACCAGGUUCAGCACGGGUCGUGCAGCUACACCUUCCUCCUGCCCGAGGCGGACAACUGCCGCUCCUCCGCUCCGUACGUGUCCAACGCGGUGCAAAGGGACGCACCUCUGGACUAUGAUGAUUCAGUUCAAAGACUGCAGCUACUUGAGAACAUCAUGGAAAACAACACUCAGUGGCUAAUGAAGCUUGAGAAUUACAUCCAAGACAGUAUGAAGAAAGAAAUGGUAGAGAUCCAGCAAACUGCAGUGCAGAACCAGACUGCAGUAAUGAUUGAAAUAGGCACUAACUUGCUAAAUCAAACAGCUGAACAGACCCGCAAAUUAACAGAUGUUGAAGCACAAGUAUUAAACCAGACAACCCGACUUGAACUUCAGCUUUUGGAACACUCUCUUUCAACAAACAAACUAGAAAGACAGAUUUCAGAUCAGACCAAUGAGAUAACUAAAUUACAAGAAAAAAACAGCUUUUUAGAAAAAAGAGUUCUUGAGAUGGAAGACAAGCACAUGCUUCAGCUGAAGUCAAUAAAAGAUGAAAAAGAUCAGCUUCAAGUCCUAGUAGCCAGACAGAAUUCUAUUAUAGAAGAACUAGAAAAACAGUUAGUUACAGCUACAGUAAACAACUCAGUUCUGCAAAAACAGCAACAUGAUCUGAUGGAGACGGUUCAUAGCUUGCUUACUAUGAUAUCGACACCAAACUCUAAGAGCAAAUUCAUAGCCAAAGAAGAGCAAAUCAGCUUCAAAGACUGUGCUGAAGCUUUCAAAUCUGGACUGACAACAAGUGGAAUCUACACUUUAACAGUUUCAAACACUGCACAAGAGAAGAAGGCCUACUGUGACAUGGAAACUGGUGGAGGAGGUUGGACAGUUAUUCAGAAACGAGAAGAUGGCAGUGUGGACUUCCACCGGACGUGGAAGGAGUAUAAGAUGGGAUUUGGUGAUCCUGCUGGGGAGUACUGGCUGGGAAAUGAGUUUGUUUCUCAACUGACUAAUCAGAAGCGUUAUGUUCUUAAAAUACAACUGAAAGACUGGGAAGGAAAUGAGGCAUAUUCAUUGUAUGACCACUUCUCUCUAGCAAGUGAAGAACAAAAAUACAGGAUUUACCUUAAAGGACUUACUGGGACAGCGGGCAAAAUAAGUAGUAUAAGCCAACCAGGAAAUGAUUUUAGCACAAAGGAUGCAGACAAUGACAAAUGUAUUUGCAAAUGUUCACAAAUGCUAACAGGAGGAUGGUGGUUUGACGCAUGUGGUCCUUCUAACCUCAAUGGAAUGUAUUAUCCAUUACGACAGAACAACAACAAGUUUAAUGGGAUCAAGUGGUACUACUGGAAGGGCUCAGGAUACUCUCUCAAAGCUACGAUGAUGAUGAUUCGACCAGCAGAUUUCUAAAUGCUUUGUCAUUAUGUGAAUUAUGUAUUGUAUAGUCUUCAAAGACUUAUUUUACCAAGCAACUUGUCUCAUUUUUUCAAGCCCAGAAAUAUGCACUAGUGUUCUGAAGGGGUCAGUACAGUACAGUUCCUGAAUUGCAAUUGUCUUGAUCAGCUAAAGCUCAUAUUAUUCAACCAGACACAAUGUCUAAAGCAUCGACCUGAUAUAACAGUGAUUUGGCCAAUUGGCUCAAUAAAAAGAACAUCCAAGAAACCGUCAGACAACUUCAAGGACUCUGUUUUACUGAUCAUUUAUGUUAUGUAUGUGUUAGUAAAUAACUGGAACUGUGAAAAAAACCCUAAAAUAGUUUUAGGAAUAUGCAUUUCGCCUCACCACUGAACUUUAAACAUUAAUAUAAAACACUUAGCUAGUUCUAGCUUAGUUCUGGCUAGAUCUAGAACUAUUUAUCGUUCUGUGUCAUGUGUGCCCUAUAUGUACAUAAAAAAAAUAAAAAUCUUUUCUGUAAUUAGCUCAAUACUAUAGUUAGGGAACACAUUCUUUUCCCCCAUAGUCUCCUAAACAACUUUUUACUCUUAUUUGAGGAUUUUUUCCAGUAGCCUAUAUGACUAUGUUUAACAGAGGACAAAUAGCAUUUAAAUAGUGUGCAUUUAUUCUUGGGAAAUACCAUUUACAAAAGUCAUAAUUUUUUCAGUCUGUUUCAGUCACUGUCUUUAAAUUAUAGAAAAUCCCUAUGGAUUACAAAACAGCAUGUAUUCCUAUACAUUUUUAUGAAGAUUGCACUUUUUUUUCCUUCCCUUGUCAUUUACCUGUAAAAUAACUGACCAGUAUUUUGUAAACUGAGACAACGGCAUUAACACCAGAUGUCCGGUUGUCUGUGACAAUCAUGUAUCACCUGGUGAUGUAAUAUAACUAUAUGUUUUGUAAAAAUAACCUGACUGAAAAACAUAUGCAUGUUCUUUGAUACAAUUAAAUUUAUGCUUAUGACUUAAGAUAUAAAUUACUACAUUUUAAGAACAGGAAGAAAAAUAAUCUGAAAAUUAUCUAAGGUCACGCUAUGGUUUUUUUUCAGUAAGGUUAAGACUUCUCCUUAAAAAUUCUCUGUAAGUAGGCCCUCAAUGUACACCACAAUGUGAAUAAAUUACUCAACUGGGUGAUCUUUCCUUUUUUUUUCUUUCCCUUCAUUUUAUUACUAUAUGCUUUAAAAUUGCAAAUCAGAUUGAGAAGAUAUUUCUUCAUACAUCACAAUAAUUUAGUAGAGGUUUUUUCCAAAUUAAGUUUAGUUUUUAGUUCUCAUGCUUAUUCUUUGCCUAAUAUUUUUAUAAAACUUUGAUUUCAGCAGAUGACUGAAUUAGUUACAAUGCAAGAACUUAACCCAAAACAAAACAAAAACCCCAGACAUAUUUCCAGAAGAUAACUUAACAAAAGGUGUUUUAAGGGCAACAAGGCUUGUGAAAGGCCUAGAAAAAAUAUUGUACAAGGAGGGGUGAGGGAUCUGGGGUUGUUUAGAUGGAGGAGGCUCAGCAGGGACCUCAUCACUCCCUACAAUCACCUGAAAGGAGGUUGCACUGAGGUGGGGUCUGAUCUCUCUUGUACACUGCUGGCAGUGACAGGCCCAGAAGAAACAGCCUUAAGAUUAGUCAGGGCAGAUUCAGAUUAGAUAUUAGAAAAAAAAUUUCAGUGUUACAGUGGUCAGGCAUUGGAACAGGUUGCCCAGAGAGGUCGUGGAGUCACUAUCCCUAGAGGUGUUCAAGAGGCAUCUGGAUCUGGUGGGUGAUGCUGUUUACAGGUUACAGGGGAAGUGCUGAGUGGACAGUUGGACUGGAUGAUCCUGUAGGUCUCUGCCAACCUGAUGAUUCUAUGUUUCUAUCUUGAAAAUAGUAAGUGGUUUUGAGAAAGAUUGAAGAAAUCUCUCCAUUUCAAACUGACAAUCAUUAAAGCUGCUAUCAGAGUACCCCACCACUCACACUACCACCAUUCUUCUUCACUGAAA
This is a messenger RNA of Camarhynchus parvulus, 3880 nucleotides long. RefSeq names its product angiopoietin 2 (gene ANGPT2). Lineage: Eukaryota; Metazoa; Chordata; Aves; Passeriformes; Thraupidae. Gene Ontology annotation, molecular function: receptor tyrosine kinase binding. The record is from RefSeq and is a predicted model, not a curated record. The coding region runs from base 406 to 1890 and encodes 494 amino acids. Gene Ontology annotation, biological process: angiogenesis; Tie signaling pathway. The transcript is spliced from 9 exons.